AUGGUCUUGUCGGCUGUUGCGAAAAGGAAAUUGAAAUUGAAUUUAGACGCGGAGAUUGAGGCGAGUGGUAGCGGCAGUGGGCAGUCUUCCCAGCAUUCGCAUUCCUCCCCACCUACUGACAUUCAGCACUCCGCCGACUCCCACGAUAUCGCUAUCAAUGCCUUUUUUCACGAUGCUGAUAUCCAGCAGACGCAGCGGGAGUGGGAGCUUGAACAGGAGAAUAUUGAGCAGCUUAAGCACACUCGUAACUCAAGGAAGAAGCUCAAGCCAUCGUCUGCAGAUGCAGCUAUAGCAGCUGCUACAGACACAGCUACAGAAAAGACGCGCAAGUACAAGCGCAAGCAGAAGCAGAAAGCACAACACUACGACUACAACUGUGUUUCCAACUUUGCUACCUGCUCCGCGACGACGUUUUUCGGCGACAGAUAUAUCCUCGUCGGGUUCGAUGCUCAUGCGACACUGAUCCUCGCUGGUAAAUUCACUCUUCAAGUGCUUAAAGGCACAUUGUCUAUCCUGGGCGCUAGGAUAGGCGCGUCGGUGCAACACCACCGCAUUUAUGCCCCUACUUGCUAUCCACUCCCGACACUCUCGAGUGGAGAUAGCAGUGGAAAUGGUGACAGCCUCGCCAUAGACUCUGACUCCGUACCACCGUCUCUCGCUCACAACCAACUCGUCGUCCGCCUCUCACCUCUCGACGAUGGGUUAGAGGGGCUAGGCAACGCUCUACCGGAUUUCAGACACGCAUUUGCAUCCCCCUACGCCGGUGUGUAUGACGGUUGGAGGGUAGUGGAAGGAAUGUAUCCGAUACUCGAAUCGACGCCAAAUACCUACGCUUUCCUCACACCACCCUCGUGGACAAGUGCAGCGACGCAAAUCGCCCGCAACGCCUUCCAUUCUCCACAGCCUUACAUUGCUAUAGUCAAAGGAGGUAGGAAUACGGGAAAGAGUGCAUUUUCGCGCUAUUUGUGCAAUGCUUUGCGUGGUGAGGCGACCCACGCUAAUGUUGCUUACCUCGAAUGCGACGUAGGUCAGUCCGAGUUCAUGCCUUCUGGCUGCGUUUCUCUCCAUCUCAUCGAUGAAUUUUUAUUGGGCCCUCCAUUCACGCACCCCCGCAUACCGUCAAAAGCACACUUCGUAGGCGAACUCUCCCCAGCGAACGACCCAGUUGGCUAUAUCGACGCUGUGCGCGAUUUGAUUGAGUUUUAUCAGAGAGAAAUUGCUCACUCACAUGCACAUCACACUCACAACUACACACCCAUACCCCUCAUCAUUAACACGCAGGGAUGGGUCAAGGGCCUCGGUGCGGAAAUGUUACAGGGUAUUUGCGAUGCUGCUGGGAUAUUUGAGUUGAUUGAAAUGUCCCAGUCUGUUUCAGCUGCAGAGGAGGGUGUGGAAGAUGACACUUACGCUGACAAUCACGCUGAUAUUCCCGCAAAUGAGGAUAUCAGCACCCCCGCUCGCAACGUGAACCACAUGAUCAUUGAUGCUAUCGCUACCGCUGAUAACCCUAUGCUCAGUAGGUAUCACUCGGCUGACUAUAGGAAUUUGAGCAUGACGACGUAUUUCCAUGCCAACAUUCCAGAGAAGGCUGAAAAUGUCCCCAAUAACUCUCCCACUCAAAUCUCUGACGUGCGGUGGGAUUUCUCCAAACCACUCACCCACUUCACACCCCUCACCGUCGAUUACGCCAACGACCUAGCGUACGUGUGUAUACUGCAUGGGGAAGAUGUUAUCUACGAGCACACGCUAAUGGCGAUGAAUGCAUCUGUCGUAGCGCUCAUGGAAGGGCAUGUUGAGGGCGUAUGUGAGGGUGGCAUAGAGGCCGACGAGAGGCUAACACGACGCGAUAAUCUUCUCACCCAUAAAGACUCGCGCGUGUUGGGAUAUGGACUUAUACGCGCAGUGGACAGCUCAGUCAACCAACUCCAACUACUCACACCACUCACACCCAAAACUUGCAGACGCGUACAUGUCCUCGCAAAGGGUAAAGUAGACCUGCCUAUUUAUGCCUCUCUUGACUGGACAAAAGAGGUAAUGGAUUAUGGCUCUAUCCCGUAUAUCACUAACGAGGCUACUGUCGGUGAAGGAGCGCAGAAGCGUAAAGUGCGUAGGGAUAUCCAACGCAAGCCUGGUAGUAGUGGUAAUAAUACUUGA
This is a messenger RNA of Wallemia ichthyophaga EXF-994, 2154 nucleotides long. Its product is annotated as Polynucleotide 5'-hydroxyl-kinase GRC3. Gene Ontology annotation, cellular component: nucleus. The transcript has 3 exons. The coding region runs from base 1 to 2154 and encodes 717 amino acids. Gene Ontology annotation, molecular function: polynucleotide 5'-hydroxyl-kinase activity. The record is from RefSeq and is a predicted model, not a curated record. NCBI's taxonomy places the organism in Eukaryota, Fungi, Basidiomycota, Wallemiomycetes, Wallemiales, Wallemiaceae. Gene Ontology annotation, biological process: cleavage in ITS2 between 5.8S rRNA and LSU-rRNA of tricistronic rRNA transcript (SSU-rRNA, 5.8S rRNA, LSU-rRNA).